Cylicocyclus nassatus is the source of this 1332-nucleotide messenger RNA. The record is from the annotation of a GenBank genome assembly. Lineage: Eukaryota; Metazoa; Nematoda; Chromadorea; Rhabditida; Strongylidae.
AUGAACCAUUCGCAAUGGCAUGAAUUAGUAUGCAUUAUCUGCUUGAGCAUAGCAACUGCCUUGCUUAUGACCGGAUAUGAUACUCAGUCAUCUAUUGUGGAAUCAAUUCUUUAUUCUGUACACAUGAGGGAGCCCAAACAAAUUGAUAAACACGCUGGUUACUACGGGCAAUCAGUUCUCUAUGGUUUCUACACCGUGUCCAACUUGUUUGCCCCUUGGGUCUGCUACCGUGUUGGCUCGAAGUGGACCCUAUUUCUUGGGAGUUUGAUGUUUACCACUUACCAAGCUGGAUUUUUCAUGCUAAACUCUCAUUACUACUAUGCCUCACAAGCCCUUAUGGGCAUCGGCUUUGCACUGUACUACUCUGGACAAGGUCUUUAUAUGUCGGAACACUCGACUAAAAGCACAAUCACUAGAAAUUCCACUAUGAUCAGUGCAAUAGCGAAUUGCAGCAUGCUAGUUGGAGGAGUUAUUUUGUUUAUUAUUUUUUACAUCAAGCAAAAAAGUAAUGGAGGUGAUGUAAAAGGAGAUGGAGAUAAGCCAAAUUAUCGCGAUGUUGAAGAAUUUGAAAGUGUUGACAAGACGAAGCUGCAAACCCAAAUAUCGAAUCUUCUCGACACCGCGUGGGAGCCCAGAAUGUUUUUUCUAACAGCAUUUUUUGCCUUUUACGGUUUCCAUAUCUCGUUUUUGCUUGGAGCUUAUCCAGCAACAUUUGCUUUUUCGAGACUUCUGUCAUCGAAUGUUUAUUUACCAGCUUACUACAACUUUAUGGUGGGAUUGGGAGAUGUUUUAGGUGGUUUCUAUAUUGCAUUCUUCGACACUCGUUUCUCAAAUUUUGGUCUUAUACCAACAAUGGUCACUGAAAUUGUGCUGAGUGUCGUCAUGUAUAUCCUUACAAGUGUAUCAACAGCUAAUCUUUCUACUAUACAAGCUAAUGAUGAUACAUCAAUGUGGAUCACCCCAUCAGUUCCUAUUUGUUGCUUCCUUGGACUCUUGCAUGGUAUGAUAGACUGCUGCUCGAGCACCAUGCGUGCGCUUAUCUGCACGAUUGCUAUCCCACGUAAACGACUUCAGGCAUACUCUUUGGCAAAACUCUACCAGUCAGCUGCGUCUUGUCUCGCUUAUUUUCUGUCACCACACUUGACUGUACGAGCUUGGAUGGUUGCUUUAACAGGAAUACAAAUCUUCUCCGCGGCUGGUUUCGUCAUUGUUGCAAAACAAAUCACCAGAGAAGGAAUUCUGAAGCAACAAAAAUGCUUAGAAAAGUUGAAUCAACCCUCCGAGUCAUCAUAACACCUUCGAGUAUACACAUAAGAUAUUACCUGACAAAGC